Messenger RNA from Abrus precatorius (Indian licorice), 2256 nucleotides. RefSeq lists its product as uncharacterized. The record is from RefSeq and is a predicted model, not a curated record. Gene Ontology annotation, molecular function: transcription coactivator activity. Bases 625 to 1626 code for a protein of 333 amino acids. Lineage: Eukaryota; Viridiplantae; Streptophyta; Magnoliopsida; Fabales; Fabaceae. Gene Ontology annotation, biological process: regulation of transcription by RNA polymerase II. The transcript is spliced from 2 exons. Gene Ontology annotation, cellular component: SAGA complex.
GCGCUUACAUUACACAUUGUAUAACGCACAUGACUUUGACCUUCGCUUGCGAAUUUCAGACACUUCGGAAGGGUUAAGGUGGUUCCCUCUUCUGGCCGGUUUGGCAUUCUCUUCUUUCACUUCGCGUUCUUCUCUCAAAGUCGUUGCGUGUUGUGUUGUCCGUUUCCUGUUCUUGAUCAAUUUUGCGAGCUUAGGUUGUUCUAUUGCUACAAUUGUCAAUGUGAAUUUGGAAAAUUGCUAUUUUUUGUUGCUUACCUUUAUUCUUUCUGUUAAAUUGGUUACUUUGCUAUUACUCUGGUAUAUGUCUUUAUCUAAAUUAUUCUUUGAUUGACCGGAUGAAUUAUGCCAUUGAAUAACGGAGAGUAGAAAAACGAGUAAUAGGAAUUCGUUUAUCUGGUUCUGUCUUCUCAGUCUGUGUUUCUGUCUUCACCAUUUGGUAACCUCUCAGAUUAUAUCAUUUGGCAUGGUUGACUUUUGAUACUGAAAUUAAUGCAUCCAAACCAGGGCUUGCCCUUCGGUUUUGAGCUCCCAAAUUGAAUUAUGAAUUUUCAGAUAUCAAGGUGUCAAAACGUCUCUCUUUAACUGGACGGUUCUGAUUAUAGUGUGGCAAUUUGGGGAAGCAGUAUGCCAGCGGCUCGGUAUUUUCCUCUAAUAGACACGUUAGAGCAAAAAUUACGGAUUGAAGCCAGGCUUGAAAGUGUGAAAGCAUGCAAUUACUUUGAUCUUAUCACAAGAUUUCUGAGUCUUAAAAUUAGUAAACAUGAAUUUGACAGGCUUUGCAUAGCAACUGUUGGGAGAGACAAUGUCCAUCUUCAUAACCAUUUCAUCAGGUCAAUCUUAAAAAAAGCUUGCCUCUCUAUGAUACCCUCGCCAAGAAAAGGCAAACUAGAAGGUUCUUUUUGUGUGAAAACACCAAAUGGUUAUCAUAAGAGCAAUUUUCAGUUGCUCUGCAAAGAUUUUCCUCAAUCUCCUCGUAGAGGUAGGACUCCAAAUUUACGUGACCGCAGAUUCCGCAUUGCAUAUGAGGAUUCAGUCCCAAAAAGUCAUGAACAGAAAAACACUACAGACCAACAUUCUCUAGUUAGCAGGCCACCUCUCUCUGUGGAAGAUGGGGAGGAGGUUGAUCAGGAUUUUGGAAGCCCAAGCAUUUAUAGUAGGAGUCCUGUUAAAGCACCUCUUGGAAUUCCCAUCACUACUAAAAGAGAAAAAAAUUGUUUAUGUAAAGGAUCAGCAUCUAUUAAUUUCACUAAUACCUGUCAAAGCAUUGGUCAACUACCUGAUACAUGUUCUCUGAUGACAAGGUUGGAGCAGAAGUGUGAAAUAGGAGGAUUUAAAGUCUCAGCGGAUUCCGCCAACUUAUUAAAUAAUGCACUUGAUGUUUACCUAAAAGAAUUGAUAAAAUCAUGUUUGGAUUUGGUUGUUUCAAAAUCUGUAGGCAAAUUUAGUGGUCCAAUUCAUCCUGGUCUGAAGGGAUUGCUCAUGAGUAGGUAUAUGCCAAACCCAGUUGGAUCUGUUUCUGCAUCUAUUUCAGACUUUCGAGCAGCAGUAGAGUUGAAUCCUAUUAUACUAGGGGAAGAUUGGCCAAUCCAUUUGGAGAAGAUUUGCCUACAUGCAUUAGAAGAAUGAGCUAAAACAGGUUGCAAUUGGACUGACCAAAGCUAUAAAUUGGGUUUUCCUAACGAUUCGAUUUAUCAGAAUAGAUUAAGUCUACACUGAUUUUGAUAUUGCACUUAUAAGCAUUAUUGACAUACAUGUAAUCGCAAAAUAUGGGAUGUUUUUGUGAAUGACCAAUUCUCUUACAAAUUUAAGCAGUAUAUGGGCACAAAAUUGGUUUUUAUAUCUUUAACGUGCUUGGACUUGAAGCAUCAACAGUAUAUAGGUUUAAACUCUUUCUACUCAAUCAAGAUGAUGGAUCAUAAUUGGCUUUAUUACAUUUCUAAUUCGUCACUUCGCACUAGGGCUUCAAGGGUGGAAACUGCUACACAUUUGAAUUUGGUGACCAUAUCUUGUAUAGGUUUCAAGGAUGACUAUUUUAGUUUGGGAAUUUUUUACCUGUUAAAUCAUAAAAAUAUUAGCACAUAAAAAGAUUCACUUUGCUGAAUUGCUGGGGAACUCCAUGGUUGGUAUCUUUAGAUAUUUUUUCACUUUAUUUAUCCUUUUUAAUAGAGCUUAUUAUCUUCAAUCAUCCAGGGUUAGGUUCCUUUGUCUUCUGGGUAUCACCAGUGAGAGGAAAAUCAGAGUAGUUUUUUUUUUCUG